Penicillium bovifimosum is the source of this 2136-nucleotide messenger RNA. It is a transcript of the gene aspC, whose product is annotated as septin CDC12. The transcript is spliced from 10 exons. Gene Ontology annotation, biological process: cytoskeleton-dependent cytokinesis. Gene Ontology annotation, molecular function: GTPase activity; molecular adaptor activity; protein binding. Gene Ontology annotation, cellular component: microtubule cytoskeleton; septin complex; cell division site. The coding region runs from base 1 to 2136 and encodes 711 amino acids. The record is from RefSeq and is a predicted model, not a curated record. Lineage: Eukaryota; Fungi; Ascomycota; Eurotiomycetes; Eurotiales; Aspergillaceae.
AUGUCGACCACAGAGACCGCAACGCACAUUGGCAUUGCCAACCUAUGUAGCCACAAGAUUGUCGCGAAGCGGGGAGCAGCCUUCACUAUUAUGGUUGCUGGAGAGUCGGGAUUGGGAAAGACCACAUUCAUCAACACCCUCUUCUCUACCACCAUUAAGAACUAUGCCGACCACAAACGCCGCCACCAGAAGCAGACCGAUCGCACUGUCGAAAUUGAGAUUACCAAGGCUGAGCUCGAGGAGAAGUUUUUCAAAGUCCGCCUCACUGUUAUCGAUACCCCUGGAUUUGGAGAUUACGUGAACAACCGUGAUUCGUGGCAACCCAUUAUCGAAUUCCUGGAUGACCAGCACGAGUCGUACAUGCUCCAGGAGCAGCAGCCCCGCCGAAAGGACAAGAUCGACAUGCGUGUGCACGCCUGCUUGUACUUCAUCCGCCCCACCGGACACACCCUGAAGCCUCUCGAUAUCGAGGUGAUGAAGCGCCUGAGCUCCCGUGUCAACCUGAUCCCCGUGGUCGCCAAGGCUGAUACCUUGAGCCACGCGGAUCUCGUCCGCUACAAGGAGAGAAUCCGUGCAGUGAUUGAGGCACAGGGCAUCAAGAUCUACUCCCCACCCAUCGAAGAGGACGAUGAGAACGCUGCUUCCCACGCCCGCAGCCUCAUGGCCGCUAUGCCUUUCGCCGUCAUCGGUUCCGAGAAGGAUGUCAAGUCGAACGACGGGCGUGUUGUCAAGGGCCGUCAGUACGCCUGGGGUGUCGCCGAGGUGGAGAACGAGGAGCACUGUGACUUCAAGAAGCUCCGCUCGAUCCUGAUCCGCACCCACAUGCUCGACCUCAUUCACACCACAGAAGAAUCGCACUACGAGGCCUACCGUGCGCAGCAGAUGGAGACCCGCAAGUUUGGCGAGGCUCGGCCGCGCAAACUCGACAACCCCAAGUUCAAGGAGGAGGAAGAGACUCUGCGCAAGCGCUUCACCGAGCAGGUCAAGGUCGAGGAGCAGCGUUUCCGCCAGUGGGAGCAGAAGCUCAUCUCGGAGCGCGAUCUAUCAAAGCUCUCGAGCAGGAGAUCGAGGGUAUCCAGGGUUCCAGCACUCGCAGCCACGGACGUCCUCCCGCCAAUUCCUUCUUUCUACCCCAAUCCGACGGCCAUGCCCCGGACAGCGUUCCCAACUAGGCCUCUUCACGUUCUCAAAACACACAAUGGCUCCGUCAACGCCGUAGCCUACUCAAGCUCCGGGGGCACCUACAUCCUCACAGGCUCCACAGACCGAGCAGUCCACCUGUCGCGCGCAGUCCCAGCGAAGUCCGACGGCCAGACAGUCAUUGAGACAACCUCCCCGAUCCAAAAAUAUGAAGCACAUGGCUACACCGUCCUCGACGUCGCCGUCGCAGCCGACAACGCCCGCUUCGCCAGCGUAGGCGGCGACCGCCAAGCUUUCCUCUGGGACGUAGAGCAGGGCAUCACAAUUCGACGAUGGUCAGGCCAUAACAGCCGAAUCGAAGCAGUGCAGUUCGCCGGCGACGGCGACUCAGUAGUGGUAACGGGCAGCGCAGACACAAGCAUCAACAUCUGGGACACCCGCUCCUCAAGCUACAAACCCAUUCAAACCCUCACCGACGCCACCGACACCGUCUCAAGUCUACACGUACACAUGGGCACUUACUCAAUCGCCAGCGGCAGCUACGACGGCCACGCGCGGAUCUACGACGUGCGGACCGGAAAAACAACCAUCGACGUCCUCGCGCAUCCGGUUACGAGUGUGCGCUGCUCGGCGGACGGGAAUGCGUUGCUGGUUUCCACGUUGGACGGGUAUAUUCGCAUGCUGGAUCGCAUGGAUGGGAAGCUGUUGAAUGCGUAUGGGGGUGAGAAACAAGCUGGGCUGGCGCGGACAAAACAGAAACAUGUGUAUCGCAAUAAGGAGUUGCGGGUGAGGUCUGUUUUUGCCAUGGGGGAUGCGGUUGUGUUGAGUGGGAGUGAGGGUGGUGAUGGUGGGGCGGCGGCUUUUGCGUGGGAUGUGCUUGAUGGAGAUGUUGUUGCUUCUGUGCCGGUUGGAGAGGCGGUUCGGGCUGUUAGUUGUGUUGCGUGGAAUGAGGGGGGGCAAUUGGGCUGCUGGGGGAUCGGAUGGGUUUACGGGUGA